Messenger RNA from Trypanosoma cruzi, 525 nucleotides. RefSeq lists its product as uncharacterized. The transcript has a single exon. The record is from RefSeq and is a predicted model, not a curated record. NCBI's taxonomy places the organism in Eukaryota, Euglenozoa, Kinetoplastea, Trypanosomatida, Trypanosomatidae. Bases 1 to 525 code for a protein of 174 amino acids.
AUGUUUGUUUGUUUAUUUAUUUAUUUUUGUAGUGUAGUGUGCGCGGCGAUGGGGGAGGGGGGGGAAUUUUUUUUUGGUUUUUUUAUUCUUCUCCUUAUCUUUGUAGCCUUCGGCGCCGUGCUGCUGCUUCUCAUCUACGGUGUCCGCUGCUGCCGCCGGAAGAUGCAGCGGCGGGAGUUGGAGCGCAGGCAAAACGCCCACGACGAGAGGGAGCGGCAGCGGGCGGUGCAGCUGCUGGAGAUGCUCAGCAUCCUGCGGGAGCCGAUAACGUUCCCCGCCUCCGUGCAGGGGAGAACGGCAUCAUUGGCGUCCUCGACGCGUUCGCCGGCGUCAGUGUCGAGGACGAUGCGCAGAGGGACGCGGAUGGGGAACUCGGCUUCCAUGCACUCGGAAGGUGGCUGGCUGAACGAGAGAAAAGACAGCAACGACCUCGUGCAGAAUGUACCGUCUGAAGUAGAAACGGCGGCUGCGGAAACUGCAUCCACGCAGGUGCUCCGCUCUUCAACUGUCUCGUUCCACAGGUAA